Molecule: messenger RNA, 1362 nt
Organism: Helianthus annuus (common sunflower)
Lineage: Eukaryota; Viridiplantae; Streptophyta; Magnoliopsida; Asterales; Asteraceae
Product: linamarin synthase 2
Exons: 1
Coding region: 236-1192 (318 amino acids)
Molecular function (GO): UDP-glycosyltransferase activity
Source: RefSeq, a predicted model, not a curated record
GUUUAAAAUAUGUUCACAUUCAUAUUAUGUUGUCACUAAUUAAUAAUCAACAAUAUAUGCACAUGUGCACUGUGAUAACUGAACCAUAUUAUAAAUUAUGAUAUAUUAUAAAUAUAUGCACAUGUGCAUGAUGACGACAAUUAAUUUGUUAUAUUGUUAUAUUGUAGAUGUCAAAUAGGUCAAUUUCUAAAGUUUCUAUGAUUCGUACAUGUAAUUAUGAGCACUAAUUAAAUAUAUGAAAUUGCUUGUAGAUGAUAACUAUCUAACGGAUGGCACAUUAGAAAAAUCAAUAGACUGGAUUCCAGCAAUGAGCAAUCUUCGUUAUAAAGAUAUUCCAAGCUUCAUUAGAAUAACAGAUCCAAACGAUAUCAUGUUUAAUAUUGCAAUGGAUGAAGCUGAAAAUAACUUGAGUUCACCUGCAAUCAUCAUGAACACGUUUGAUGCAUUGGAACACAAAGUAAUAGAAGCGAUCGCUUCAAAAUUCGAUUAUCCGAACAUAUAUACAAUAGGCCCUCUUCCUUUACUAGCCAGAUAUGUACCGGACGACAGUCCGGUACAAUCACUCAACUCGAGUCUAUGGAUGUCAGACUCGAGUUGCUUAAAAUGGCUAGACCAGAAGGAAGAAGGGAGUGUAAUCUAUGUUAAUUAUGGUAGCAUAACUACCAUGACUGAUCAACACUUUGUCGAAUUCGCGUGGGGCUUGGCACGCAGUAUGCAACCGUUUUUAUGGGUGGUUCGCCCCGAUGUGACCAUGGGGAAUUCAGCAGUGUUACCCGGAGAACUCUUGGAAGAGAUCAAGGAUAGAGGAAUGUUGGUGAGUUGGUGUGCUCAAGAAAAGGUUUUGGCCCACCGUUCGGUUGGUGCUUUUUUAUCGCACUGCGGAUGGAACUCGACAACUGAAAGCAUACUCGAAGGUGUCCCGUUGAUCUGUUGGCCGUUCUUUUCGGAUCAACUAACAAAUUGUCGAUUCGCUUGCACCGAAUGGGGGAUUGGGAUGGAAAUUAAUCAUGAUGUGAAAAGAAAUGAAGUGGAAGUUGUUGUUAGGGAGAUGAUGCAAGGGGAGAAAGGGAAGGAAAUGAGAAGAAAUGCUAGAGAUUGGAAAAGAAAAGCAAAAGAAGCUACUGAAAUUGGUGGUUUAUCAUAUAAUAAUUUCCAGAGAUUUAUCAAAGAGGCCCUUCAUUACCAUACUUGAUUCUUGAAGAAUAAAGAUUUGAUUAAAACUUAUGUAUUUCAUUUAUGUAUGGUUUUUCUAUAUUUGAAUUAUUAUUCAAUCCACACAUACUUCAAGGAAACAAUUAGUGGCUUUAUGUACAGAGGUUUAGAGGAUGAGCCGAAUGAUGCAUGUUUCAAAGUUGUCAUUCA